Scylla paramamosain (green mud crab) is the source of this 3374-nucleotide messenger RNA. RefSeq lists its product as uncharacterized. Lineage: Eukaryota; Metazoa; Arthropoda; Malacostraca; Decapoda; Portunidae. Bases 367 to 684 code for a protein of 105 amino acids. The transcript is spliced from 13 exons. The record is from RefSeq and is a predicted model, not a curated record.
UCGAGAAGAGAUCGGUGGUGGUGUUACCACGACCUGGCACGUUUCAACCACCUGUCAUCUGUCUUCCUGAAGGAGACUAGCCAGCUGCCACGCCUGUGAUAGCCUCGUAGGACUUCAGCAAGGCUCAUAAGGAUCAUUAGAUCUUCAUGGCCCUAGCAACACCAAGAUGAGGUGCUUGAGUCUUGCAGCACAGCAGUCAUGUUUCGAAGCUCAUACGUGGAACACCGAAAUGGUGGCAAGUUCAGACUACUUGCCGGAUUUAUUAACAAUAGAUGAAGAGGAAUGAGAAUAUUAUUUUGAGGCAGAUUGUUCAGUGCUGAGGGACAACUUGGAGGGUUAUCAGCAGCUGCUCAAGCUGCAGGCUCAAUGUGGCAAGGCAAUCAAGACAAUGUAGCAUUCAGAAAUAACCAAAGCAACUUACCUGAACUCAGGGACUCAACAACAAGAAAAUUUAUGACCAGCUGCCUCUUGGUGACUGUUGUUUUCACAACCUCAAUGAUUCUGUUGGUGCUGGACACAGGUUCAGCAACUGCUGACACAAGAGUGGAUCAGGAGUGCUUUCAACACUCAGCACAUCAUUCACAAUUUGGCAGGAACUGGACAGGAAGGUUUUCACAGCAUGCCUCUCCCUCGGGAAUCUGCUCGCUGAGAUACUGCAUGACCACAAGCUGGACCAUUUCCUGACCUUGGUGGUGACAUGUUACUGGCCACACACCCUGACCAGCACUAUGAGAGUGCAUGACACCAUUAGAACCCACUGGGUCUCUGCACAGCAGCUCACAGUGCAGAGCACCAUUGAUGGGGUGGACCUCUAGGCUCUGAGGCAGGUGGUGGUGCUCUUCUCUGGCCACCAGGCUUUUGAUGCUUCCUUGGUGUUCCAAGAGUCAGUGCUGGUGCCAGACAAAUGCAGACUGCCUUACUGAAUGACAUAAUUCUGUCCAAGGGCUACCUGACCACCUCCACCCAUCAAACCUUCACCCUGAAUGAGACCAUCCUUCUCCAGCCACAUUGAGAUGUGAGGACUUGUCAACUCAUGGAACCUUCCUCGGGAAUGGAACCAAAUCUUGCUGGCACCCAGAGCUUCAGCUGCCCCUGACGAUGGCCUGGCUCAAGAGCAUCUCUUGUGAAUGGUGUGGAUGUGGCACAGAUGUACAGGAGUGCUUGGUUCGUGCAUACCACCAUACAACUCUCCGCCAGCGUGGCCUUUGGGUGGACUGUGGUGAAGGAACCUAUCCGCUGAGACACUGGAUGGCUGCAUGCUGGACCAUUUCCUGGCAGUUGUGGUGACACAUAACUGGGAGGUUGGAACUGUUUGGUCCUGAAUCCUUGCUGGUUCAACCAUUCAUUAAGCAAGCUGCCUUCCCCUAGAGCACCAUUGAUAGCCUGGAUGCCCACAACACGCACAGCAUAGCCAGCGCUGCCCAGGAUGGCUUCAGGAACAUUUUUGUGCAGUCUGAAGCUGAUUAUGAGAGGAUCUGCCAUCCCAUUGCCAAGCUGUACAAAGAGUGGGUCAUGCAUGUAUGAGGCAGAUUGCCGCAUUGUGCAUGGCAGCCUCCCACUCCCUGCUGUGCCCCAUGAGUCCAUCUCUUAUGCAUUCACCACCACCAUCCUCCUGUGAGCUACAAGGGUGUCUGCCACCUGGACUCCUUGACUUGGCAGGAUAACAACCUGGGUCAACACUUCCACCAGCUGUAGGAUGAAGACGAGAUGUUGGUGGCCGUGGCUGCAUCGCCCUUCAACAACACAUGUGAACAAACCAGCACCACAAUCUUUACAUCUAGCAUUCAGCUGGAGGUGUAGCGAUGCAUCAGAUCUGUGGCACCAUUCACCUGCUACGGGACUACACCAAUAUCACCACCUACAUACAGCUCGCCAUUCCCACCAUCAGUAAGGGAGGUGUUAGGUAGCUCUUUGCCCCAUUCACCAUCACUUCUUGUCAGGGACCUCUACACUACUUAAAGGUGUUCAGGGAGGUAGACAGCACUCACCACUGUGUUUCUGAGGUGGCACUUCCAAUGCUUCAUGCUGAUCUGAUGGUGUUCUUCGCCAGCAGUGGGCGCUCACCUGGCUGUAGUAACCAUGCAUUAUGUUUACAUCCCUGUUAUAGUCUCUUCCACAGGUUAAUUGACCUUAUAUUCUUUCUCAGGUGAAUUGACUAUUUAUUCUUCUCGGGUAAAUUUACUACUGAUCCUAAACAUUUACUAAUUAAAAUUCUGAAGCCUGACUUGCUUGGCUUUAUACUGUCAUGUGUUCUUUUCUGGGGUAAAUUUAUCUUCCUAUUCAUUGUAAACAUUGACUAAUUAGAAUUUUGAACCAUGACUCACUUGGUUUCCUAGUUUUACAGUAGUUAAUCUUUAAUAGGUAAAUUGAUGCUUAAUCUUUCAAGUGCUAACUUGCUUGGUUUUCUAGUUUUAUAUAGGGUGAUUUUUAAAAAGUUUCUAAUUGUGAGUAAAUUGAUGCUAGAUCUCUCGGGUUCUAUCACUGACUUCCUGCCCAUCUUUCAUUCCUACCCAUCCUUCACUCUCAUGUCAAAAUUCUCUUCACUUACUGGCAAGAUGUUCCGACUUGCUGCUGAUCCUUCAUGCCUAGCCAUCCUUUACUACCUCUUUAAAACCUCUUUAUUUACAGUUAAGAUGUUGUUCUGCUGGGGUGAGGUUGAGGUGGCUGUGACAGUCACCUGGGUACAACACACUCAGGUGAGGCAUCCUGGCCGACCCUUCUCUGACUACUACAUCCUCCUGAGACACCACCACCCCUCCCAUAACUAUCCCUGCUGACCCCUACCCCCAGCCCUCCUCCACUCCUAAGCCAUACACCACACAGACUAGUCAAACUAACUACAAUCCGUAUAGCACACCCUCUUCCACUUCAGAUACUUAUAAUCUUUACACUACAUCACAUACCACUCCUGACCAUUACAAUCCAAUCCCCACACCACACCCUCUUCCACUUUGAUACAUGCAGUCAUUACUCCACCUCCCACACAAUCUUUAUGGCACAUUCACUUCCACUUCUGAUCUUUACAAUCCUUACUUCAACUCCUCCACCUCUGACUCUUACAAUCUCUACUCUACCUCCACACCUCUCCACACUACAUUAUAUUCCAUUCCUAAUCCUUACACUGCAUCCUACUCCAUUCAUAAUCCCUAUGCCACAUCCUACUUCACUUCUGAUCCCUACACCUCAUCCUACUCCACUUCUGAUCCCUACACUGCAUCUUAUUUAACUCCUGACCCUGACUGAGUUGACUUCCCAGUGCUAUUUUAACAUAUCUUUCCACAUCACCUUCCAAUGAGUGCUAAAUCGCCCAUUAUUGGUGAUGGAAUAGCAUUUGUGUUUGCCUUGUGUUGAGGAAUAAAAGCUUCAAGAAACAA